GCUACGGUCACACUAGCUGGUUAAAUAUUCAAUUUUUUUAAGUUACCUAUUUUUAACACAUUUUAUUUAAAAACAAGUUGUGUAUUUUGAAUGAAGAUUAAAGGGGAUUAAGAAAAGAGAGCCUUAUGCCGGUUUAUGGAGUACAGAACUUUCAAGGACUGCAAAAGCUUACCAGCGCUAUUUCCGAAUACUCGAUACAUCGAUACUUUCGUGAGUGGCUGACGCAGCUCCAGUUUGGUCCUUCCAGCUGGUAUCGUAUCUGUUGCCUGAUAUGGAGCAGCAGCCCCAUGCGAGAGCCUCCUCCUCGACGGCAGGUGGCAAGCCCCAGGACUCUGGCGUACUCACACGCGAGGACUUCGACGGCGGACCCGUCAGCAUCGACGAGGUGGACACGGGCCUGUUUCUGGGCAACCUCACAGCAGCCACGCACAUGGAGACGCUGCGCUCCUUCAAGAUCACGCACAUCCUCACGCUGGACUCGGUUCCCCUGCCGCAGCACAUCCUGGAGGCCAGCUUUCUGACCACCAAGUACAUCCAGAUCGCCGACAUGCCGCGCGAGGACAUUCUGCAGCAUCUGGAGGGCUGCGUGGACUUCAUCAGCGCCGCACUGGCCCAGCAGGGCAACGUCUUGGUUCACUGCUACUUCGGCGUGAGUCGCAGCUCCUCCACAGUCAUCGCCUACAUGAUGAAGCGCCACAACCUGGACUUCCUGCCCGCCUACGAGCUGGUCAAGGCAAAGCGCCGCUUUGUCCAGCCGAACGCCGGAUUUGUCAGCCAGCUAAAGCUCUUCCGGCGCAUGGGCUGCAAGAUAGACCCCAACUGCCAGCGCUACAAGAUCCACCGCCUGCGCCUGGCCGGCGAGCAGAUGCGCAAGGCCAAGAUCCUGCCGCAGAGCUUCCACAGCGUUGUCCGUCCGGACCCGGAUAUCACGCGCGAGAACCCAGAGCCGAUAGUGUUUCGCUGUCGUCGCUGCCGCCGCGUCCUGGCCUCCAAAUCGCACGUGCUGGAGCACAAGCCGCGCGACAGGCCGCCGCAGGAGGUGGUCCCCAAGGAGAAGGAAGAAGCCGCUGGCCAGGGUCAGUCGCAAGAUCAGGCCGAGAAUCCCAGUGGCCCCCGGAUGCUGGAGCAGCUGGCCGAGCGCAUCCGCCAGUCGUCGCUCGGUUCGCCCGGCCAUGAGGGCACGCCAAACUAUUGCCGCAGCAUAUUGUUUGUGGAGCCCAUUUCCUGGAUGCACCGCAUCAUGCUGAACACCCAGGGCCGACUCUACUGUCCCAAGUGUGAGCAGAAACUGGGAAAUUUUAGCUGGAUCAACGCCUGCAAGUGUCCGUGCGGGGAGACGAUGACGCCUGCAUUUUACCUAAUACCUUCCAAGGUGGAGCUCUCGAAGGCCGUGCAGAACGUGCAGACCACGGUUUAGGUGCAGCAUGCACGAAGUAGAACGAGAUGGCACCAGUUGCGGGCUUACUGGAUGCCCAUCAAACGCAGAUCGGCAAUCGCCCACCUCGACUAAAGCCACGGCUUUGAGCGGUGUUUGCAGUCCCUUGAGAGGAGUAUUGAACCAGACUGGAAGGGUAUUAAAUUGUGUUAAUAUAGUCCAAUCUAAGGACAAUUGCAUUAUACGCUUUGGUUUCUAACGUGUGACAUCUUUGAAACCCCGCCUUUAAAGAAAUCAACCUCGAGUGAUUUUAUGCACAUCGAGGUUUCUCAUAUACCACAUGUUAAAUUAAAUAUGUAAUGUUGGAAUUGUUUUAAGAUUACCCUAUAGUUACAUAGUUUCCUACCUAACAAAGUCUCACUUUGUUGUCCUGUGCUAUAAAACGCAUUAUUGCAUUGCUGAAAAUCUCCACCAAUCUGAGAUCUUUAAAAAGCAUACCCAUAACAAUACCUAAUAAUACCCCCUUGGGAAAACGAUCUCGAAUCGGUUAUAAACUUAUUAUCGAAGCUAGCAUAAUACAACAGGACACUUGUUUUCGAUGGACUUCCCAUAGUUAAUCAAAUGUAAACUAACAUAUCUCAGAAACCAACUUCGUAUGAAAUUAAUUCGCCAAAAAUCACUUUUCUUAAAAUGAGAAAUAAUCAAAGAGUAAAUAAUUCUUUCCAAAAGGCAAUACAAACAUUGACAAUUCGGGUUAAGUGGAAUUUUGUGAAACCAAAACUGAAAGGUUAGUAAGUAGUUUUAUUUAUAGUUGCAACUUGAAAAUAAUAUUGUUUCAUUUUAAAUAGUUAGCCAAUAUAUGUAUAUUUGCCUAUAUAAUUAAUUAUACACUUAAGUGCAUAUAUUGCACCCACAUUUGUUGGAAACCAUGAUACAAAAAUCGAUUUUUGCUGUUCCAUAUGCAUUUGCAUAGCUUUUUGCAUGUUACCAACACACACACUAUAAAUGUAUUUUAGAUAUUUUAA
Molecule: messenger RNA, 2400 nt
Organism: Drosophila suzukii
Lineage: Eukaryota; Metazoa; Arthropoda; Insecta; Diptera; Drosophilidae
Gene: MKP-4
Product: MAPK Phosphatase 4
Biological process (GO): protein dephosphorylation
Cellular component (GO): nucleus
Molecular function (GO): protein tyrosine/serine/threonine phosphatase activity
Source: RefSeq, a predicted model, not a curated record